Messenger RNA from Mytilinidion resinicola, 1226 nucleotides. RefSeq lists its product as uncharacterized. Bases 361 to 1101 code for a protein of 246 amino acids. The transcript has a single exon. The record is from RefSeq and is a predicted model, not a curated record. NCBI's taxonomy places the organism in Eukaryota, Fungi, Ascomycota, Dothideomycetes, Mytilinidiales, Mytilinidiaceae.
GUGAUGGUUCACAGAAAGAGACGAGAGAGAGGAGAAUUGGCGGCCUCGCAGCCUUGCUCACUUGCCCACCUGCAUGUAGUUCUGAGUGCUAGCUCCAUUUCUUUUGGGGCGCGAAACAGCGGCUGCGAAACCUGGUCAACGAGGCUAGGAACGCAGCGACUUUGAAGCCCGAGGAUGAUAAGUUGUUUCUCACGAAGUGUUUGGAGUGCGAUUUACCAAAAGAAUACAUGCAUGAUAGAGACGAUUGAAGCAAGGGAGAGGUACUGUGCCUAGGUUGGUGGCCGCUAACCCGGCGCCCCAGCCUCCAAAUUCCAGUCCAUGUUUUGUCUUCCACACCCACAACCUUAAUUCUGAAACAGGAUGCCCAACCUUCUAGAUCUACCACAAGAGAUUCGAGAUGAUAUAUGGGUCCGAGCUAUCCACCAAUCACAACCAGUUUGCACGGCGCGGAACUACCGCCGCUGUUCGCGAACUAUCUUACCUCGCGCUAAGAUUACUCUUGUCAACGUCGUCGACUGUGGACCUCUACGCUCAACUUCGUUGAACCUUCUUCUUGUGAACCGACAGAUAUACGACGAGGUCACGAAAAACAUCGACUUCCUCCGGCGUAACAACCGGCUUUGCUAUACCGUUUCCUCUACACACAGAGAGGGAAACCUCGUGCUCUUUUGGGCGAAUCUACCUGUGCUAUCUCAUCACGUCGACGUUUUACAACUGGAAGUACCGGUCUCAAGUACGGAUGGGGAGACGAUCAGUACGAUUCGCGGAUAUGUCAGAGAAGCCCUCGAGACGAUAUGGUAUUCCGGUCUUUCAGCCCCGAAAUCACCGGAAGGCCUCCGUCGCCCAGUGGGCAAGGCCUGCGUCACGGCAGACGUCGUUCUCAUUAAGCUUAUGCAAACUUGGGCGGACGCAGGCUCAGUUGCUGGAAGCGCUCUGAAAGACGAUUCUGCCACAGGAUUCCAAGGACAGGGCACACAGCAUUCAGUAAUUUCCUUAUUUACAUCUCACCUUAUCGAAGCACUUGAAACCGAGGUGUGCGAUUGGCGGCAUAGUUCUACUAAUGUCUUCCGGUAUUUCAAGGUGUUUUUUUGCAGGAUGUAGAAUAAUGGGCAAAGCGUGAUCUGAACAGCGGCAUAGGAUCUUGGUAGACUUUGUUCAGGCGGCAAUGCAAUCCUAUCAGAUGCCAGGGAUGCCUCGUAGUAACCAGUGCACAAGCUUUAAUCCUG